This is a messenger RNA of Monomorium pharaonis (pharaoh ant), 4815 nucleotides long. Its product is annotated as odorant receptor 2a-like. The transcript has 4 exons. Bases 1853 to 3103 code for a protein of 416 amino acids. Gene Ontology annotation, biological process: sensory perception of smell; detection of chemical stimulus involved in sensory perception of smell. Gene Ontology annotation, molecular function: olfactory receptor activity; odorant binding. Gene Ontology annotation, cellular component: plasma membrane. The record is from RefSeq and is a predicted model, not a curated record. NCBI's taxonomy places the organism in Eukaryota, Metazoa, Arthropoda, Insecta, Hymenoptera, Formicidae.
AUGUGCAACGACAAUAUAACGUUAUCGACACUGUCGUUAAAAGUUACAGAAUAGGCCUACAGAUCACCGUGUUCAGUUUGCACUUUAAAAAUCCAAUAGAUGCAGAAAUCGAUGAACAAGGAUCCGAAGGGCAGUAGAAGGAUUGCACUGGAUUGGUUUCAGUUUUGUAAAGGUAAGUAAAAGGCCCAUGCGCGACAACAGAAACCUAGAUUCCUAAUAUAUAAUGUUUGAUAUAACAAGAUAAUAAUUUUAAAUUAUUCUGUUAUAGGAUCCGUAAUGCCUAAACCUCAACCAGACAAUCCAAAACCCAGAGUUUUUAGGUUGCCGAAAGAUAAUGCUGUAUAGAUAUCGAUUUAACAGUAAUAGUCAUGAUAUCGUAUGGGAACGCCUUAAGAGGUUGAAAGAGAAUACAAAUUUUGACGGUAUUGUUGGGGUCAAUUUAAGAAGAAACAAGGAAACAAAAGACUUAGUUCUAGAUUACAUCGACGGCAUAAAGAGAUUCGUUGAUGUAACGGAUUACUAAUUAUAAUGUAUCUAGUCCUAAUACUUCCCAGGUUUAAGAUCGUUGCAAAACAAGAAGAAUUUGCAAGAGUUACUGAACAGAAUAAACUCAGCGAGAGGUUUGUUAGAUAGCAAACAGCCGCUAUUUUUAAGAAAUUGGUUCCUGGCCUGUCGACUUCUGAGCGACAAGACGUGGCAGACGUAAUUUUAGGUCAGAAAUCCAAAGUUGAUGGUUUAGUCUUGUGCAAUACCACGAUUACGCGACCAAACUUGACUAAUCCGAACAAAAAGGAAAGUGGUAGCCUUAUUGAUGCACCUCUUAUAAACAUUUCUACAGCUAUGAUAUUCAAUAUGUAUAGACAAACGCGCGGCAGCAUCCCAAUUAUUGGUGUUUCCUCCGGGAGGAAAAACGCUUACGCCAAGAUCAGAGCUGGUGCUUCGCUAGUGCAACUUUAUACCUCGUAUAUACAUAUACAAUGGACCGCCAAUAAUUGGCAAGAUCAAAAGGGAAUUAUGUAAACCAAUGGACUUAAAACCAAUGGAUUUUCUUCUGUAACCGAUGCAAUAAACAAGGACGUUAAGAGUAAAUAGAUUUUUUAAUAAUACGUUUAUACGCACAUAUUUUGAUAAAAAAAUAUUUAAAACAAUUAAAAAGAAAAACACUCAGAAUCAAAAUAACAAAUUUACAACAUCCAAAUUCUGUACAUCCAAACUAUUCUUUUUAAGAUCUUUUGUAUUAAUACUCUAUGCACCAAUAAUCGUGGUGGCUUACAUUGGCAAUGUUUUUUUAUAAUUAUUCUUGGGAUCUUAAUAUGGAUUGUUUUUUCUGCAGUGCCUGUGGUAGAAAUGAGUAUGGAAGUAAGAGAAAGAAUGUGAAGAUAUUAUAUAGCAUGUGAAGAUAGCAUUGAGAAAAUACAAUUUAAACAAAACUGCUAAUUAUCAUCACAAUCUAUUUGUUGUGUAUAUCACAGUCUAUUUGUUUAUUUGCUAAUUAAAAGUGUCAUAUACAAAAUAUAGAAUAUACCUGAACAAUUUGUUGACAUUGACAAUUACUGCUCGCAAUUUUUAGAAAAUUAAUGCACUAAAUUCAAAACUAGUCAUAAGUUUUUAAUAAAAACAAUAUAUUCGUAUCUGUAUAAAAAAUAUAUUGCAGCACGAUCAACAACGGACAAUAUAUAUAUUGGAAGUAAAAUAAAAAGUACUCCCUCCUUUUUCCAAUUCGAUCUUUGCCCCACUCCUCCAUAUAAAGAGACUGUUUAAUAUUUAAAGUAACUGUCUUUCAAAAAAUAACAAGGUAUUUCUGUAAAUGCUAAAUUGUGCAACGUCAAUAAAAUAUGAAACGUGAAAGCAAAUGUCGCAGAGGAUCAAUUCAUAUUAUGGACGAAGACCAAUUGAGUAUCGUGCAAGCGUGGACAAUUGCAUAAUGUUAUGGAACGACGAUAUCACAUAUGCCAUGACUCCCUUCAAACUCUUGACUCUGCCAUUAGGCGUUUGGCCUUUGCAAAAAUAUAACACAUUUUCUUUAUUCCGAUCUAUUGCGAGCGGUAUAAGUAUGACCGUCAUGACGAUCAUAUUGUUCCUCGAAAUCAAUUUUGGUAGCGGCGAUGCUUAUGUGAAACUCGAUGCUCUUAUGCUUAUGUCCUGCACUGUUCUUUGUGCACUAAAGGUAUUGUCAUUCCGCUUAUAUGCCGACAAUAUGAUUCGCAAUUUCUCUUCUGCCGUGAAAGAUUACCUCGCGAUCGACAACGAGAGGACGCGCACCAUCAUGCGACGGCACGCAUUCAUGGGAAGAAUGAUUUGCUACAGUAUUAUAUUCAGUACUUAUGCCGCGUCAGUAAUUUUUUUUCUGCUACCUAUAAUAGCAGAUGACGGUGAGGAUAUCCAAAUUAAUGUAACAAUCAAGAAUCAAGGCGCGGAAUUACCUGUGCCCAUAACAUUUCUAGGGGACCUCCACAUUCCUACGAUUUUGUACUUCACGAUCAAUACGAUGCAAUUAUUCAUGUUGAUAUUUAUUGGUACUGGCAAUUGUGGCAGUGAUUCACUUUUUCUUGGUAUCACUGUCCAUCUAUGCGGUCAAAUGGAACUUCUAAAAGUUGAGUUUUUUAAAUAUGGCAUGAAAAGCGGAAACUUAAAUAAGGAUUUUUCAGUAUUGGCAUCAAGACACUCUUAUCUAAUAGAGCAUGCAAAAUUUCUAACAGAAGUAAUAAGUUCCGUUUUGCUUGUGCAAGUUUUUAGCAGUUGUCUUAUUAUUAGUUUAAUAGGUUUCCAACUUAUCAUAGCAUUGAAAGCGCAUGACGCAGUAAUGAUUAUUAAAUCCGUAACAGUGUUGAGCAGUUUGUUAUUACAAUUAUUCUUAUACAGUUUUGUGGGCGAUUAUCUGAAGUGUCAAAUGGAAGAAAUCGCGGAUUCGAUUUACGGCUGCAAAUGGCAUUCAUUACAAACAAAAUUGAUGAGGAAUGUUGUGUUCGUCACCAUGCGGUCGCAACGACCAGUUCAGUUGUUUGCUGGCAAAUUUCUUGUUGUAAAUCUCAAAACAUAUAUGACAAUAUUAAAAAGUUCGCUCUCGUAUUUGUCUGUCCUACGAGUGAUGAUGGAUGCGUAGAGCGCAGGUAAUUAAGGGGGCAUAUAUGUUUGAAGCCACAAAAAAGAAGACAUUUUUCAUGAAUUUUUUUCAGAACCAAAAAGAAAACUAUAAAUAUGAGACUUUUUGCAUAGUAAAGUAACAUUUUGUAAUUCUUAUACAAAUUUUAUUACAAUGAUUUUGUUGAAAAAUGUUUCCGCUUCACGGUUGCGUGUAGUGAACCGUACAUGUUUCCACGGUGACAAUGAUUUCUGCUUCCCUGUUCAACCGAAAUACAAAAACCAAAUGUUAUCUUAAAAAAGAAUAACUUUUCUUGUCAUUAUUAUAUCCAAUUUUCAAAAGUCGAAUUUAAAACAAAAUGGCGGUCCUUUAAAGUUAGAGUGGCAAAAUUUUUCUGUUUGUAAAAAAAAAUACAAAAAUAUUCGAUAUUUAAAUUUAAAUAUCGAAUACGACAACAAGGAAAUUUAUUCUUUUUUAAAACGCCGUUUAAUUUUUGUAUUUUGGUUGAACAGAGAAAGAGAAGUUAUUGUCACCGUGGAAACAUUGACUAUACGGCACGAUUGACUAUACGACAGUGGAGCGGAGGAAUUUUUCAACAAAAUCAUUGUAUUACACUUUAUAGAAUAUAAAGUGUUCUCUUUUAGUUCUUAUAAUACACUUAUAAGAACUAAAAGAUGUACUUUAUUAUACAAAAAAUAAUUUUUAUAGUUUCUUUCUUAGCUCUGAAAAAAACUCAUGAAAAAUGCCUUUUUUGCAGCUUCAAAUAUAUAUGCCCUUUUAAUGUAAGGUUAAAAAAAGUAAAAAAGGGUAACAGUGUACACACGUAAGCAAUGUCAAUUUGUAAAAUUAUUGCAUGACACAAAAUAUUAAUUCUAAGUUAAAUAAUAAACUUAAAAUAAAUAAAAUUUUUGGUUUUAUUUAUUAAUUUUAUUAUUGUUAUUAAUUAUUAUUUAAUUUUUUGGGUACAUUUUGCAAACAUGUUAUACAACGCAAUGAAAAAUUUUGUAAUGACACUUUUAAUUGCGAAACUAUGUUAUUUAAUUAUAUAAAGAAGUCGUUAAUAUUAGAACAGGCCUUUUUUUAUUUCUUAAAAAUUAAAUUGUACUUUGCAUUAAUAAUGGUAUAGGCUGUGUAAGAGUAUGGUCAUUUUCGUAAUAUUUUCAUUAUUAGGUAAUGAGUUUUAGUGGUUAAUUAACACCUUGCAACUAUGUUAGUGGCGCUAAUAAUAUGCAAAUACACAAUGACCGACAUUUGUUAUAUUAAGACAUUUCUGUUACAAGACUUUUGAGUACUUCAAAACUUUUUUUUAAAACUUUAAAAAAUAUUUUAACAUUUAAUAUAAAUUGCACAUAUAUAAUUUUUAAAAAUUCUUAUAUAAAAAGUAUAUUAUUAUACGUUGUUAUUUGUAGUUUCCAUUUGUAUGUGUUACAGGUUUUUUUAGUACUGCAGUCUAGAUGCGGAAGGCUUAUGUACAUUAUCUACAUAUUGAACAAAUAUAUAAUUUUAUAAAUAUAUGAAUAAAGGUUUAGAACAAACUAAAUUUGGAUCUAAUGUUUAAAAUUAUAAUUUAUCUAACUUAAGAAAAAAAAACAAAAUAAUGAGACAUUUCAACUUAACUGAGUCAUCCACAGUUGCAAGUAUAAAAUGUCUAUUAUAAUUUAAAAUAUUGUCAUGAUAAUUUAUCGGAGUGUGUGUAAAAAGUCAAAAAUUGAUAAAAACAUAUAAAUUAUAAA